Messenger RNA from Adineta ricciae, 1323 nucleotides. The record is from the annotation of a GenBank genome assembly. Lineage: Eukaryota; Metazoa; Rotifera; Eurotatoria; Adinetida; Adinetidae.
AUGUCCGAAAUCAAAAGUAAAAAGAAUGGAAAGCAUGUUCAGUUUGCUGAGGACAAACUUGAACAUUGUUAUCAAUCGUUGGUUUUUGAGGACGAAAACGAUCUUACCUUCCAUAUUCCUGGUAUCUAUGAUAAUGUUUGGAUUCCGAUAACCAAUGAAUAUAUCUUGAAUCAACGACGAAAUGAGCUGCUUCAUCAGCAGCAUAAGCCAGGUGCGGACCAACAACCAACGAACGCUAGUCUUCAAUCUCAACGUAUGGCAAAGUGUAAAAACUGUUGUAAAUCUUUGACAACCUUUAUCUUCUCACGUGUUGGCCUUUGUUUACUUGUUGUGGCAUACGCAUUUGGCGGAGGAGUCGUCUUUCAAUUUCUCGAAGGUCCACAUGAAGGUGCAGUGACCGAAGUUGUUCAACGACGUUUACACAUUACUGUCGAGAAACUGUUCAAUACCAGCGAACAUGCGAAAGUUCUCUAUCAAGCUAAUUGGACAUCGAUGGCACGACGAAUUCUAGAAGACUAUCAACAAGAACUUGUUCGACAAACGAAACGAGGAUAUCAAGGCGAACGAGUGGAUGACGAUGGAAAUAGUGCCAAACAGUGGAAUUUUGCCGGUGCCAUUCUUUAUGCUAUUACUGUCAUCACAACUAUCGGCUAUGGACAUAUCACUUGUAAAACGUCUUAUGGCAAAAUCGUGACUAUGAUCUAUGCAAUAUUCGGUAUUCCUCUCAUGUUAUUAUGCUUAGCUAAUAUCGGUUCGACCAUGGCGGAUGCAUUUCGCUUUAUUUAUUGCCAUGUUUGUUGUUCGUAUUGUAAUAUGGUGAAAAAACGUCGUAAUCUUCGAGCUUUACAAUCCGUGGAAUUAUCACACAAUCCACCUUCAACGUCAGCAACAUCCGAAUCUCUUCCAGGUUUAUCCACGAAUGCUACUGAAACGCCACCAUCGACCAAUGUGGUGGAAUUCGUUGAUAAUUUCAAUAUGGAUUAUCGGAAAACUACUAUACCAAUUAGUGUUACACUCUCCCUACUAUCGUCAUAUUUAAUUCUCGGAGCUAUACUCUUUAGUGAAUGGGAAGGAUGGAGAUUUUUAGAUGGUGCUUAUUUUUGUUUUGUCACAUUAGCUACAAUUGGCUUAGGCGAUUUAGUGCCAGGUAAAUCGAUAACAUCCACACAGGUCGAAGGUAAACUAGUUAUCUGUGCUCUCUACGUUCUGUUUGGUUUAUCUUUAAUGGCCAUGUGUUUUAAUCUCAUGCAAGAAGAAGUUCGAGCGAAAUUUCGACGAUUAGGAAAUAAACUUGGCAUUAUCGAUGAUCCAAAUUUUUGGUAA